This is a messenger RNA of Phyllotreta striolata, 903 nucleotides long. Lineage: Eukaryota; Metazoa; Arthropoda; Insecta; Coleoptera; Chrysomelidae. The record is from the annotation of a GenBank genome assembly.
AUGCACCACGAGGAGGAGAAUUCUGGAAAACUGGAAUAUUCCUCUUUAAAUGAUACGAAGUAUGUGUUGAAUCCCACGAAGUUUUCCAGACCUAUCGAUGGAUCGUUGUACAUCCCCUGUAUAGUAGGCCUAAAUAACAUUAAAGCUAACGAUUACUGUAAUGGAGUGCUGCAGGCUUUGACUCUUGUUAAUCCGCUUCGGAAUGACUUCUCGAGAGGAGAAGAAAAUUGCAGUAAUGUAAAGAGACCUUCCAUCUGCUCCUGCAGAGGUUCGGCGAGCUUAUGAGGAAAUUGUGGAAUCCCAGGAACUUGACAGAGCAUGUAGAAGUAUCAAGAAAUUCUCUCCAAUCUGUUGUAUCGUGGAGUUAAAAGAGGUUUCAGUUCACUCAGCAGGAGAAAUCCGAUGGAUUUUUUUGUCUUUGGUUCCUGAUUGCCGUUGAUUGAGCAUUGGAUGGUUUAAAGAAAAAUGACAGUUCAUUAAAUCUACGGAAAUUGAGACGGAAUCGCCCCUUUUUGUAUCUAUCUUGCGAUCUACGGCCUUCGCCAUUUUGUUUAUAGAUGAAUUUCUGAGAGAAUAAUAAAUAUAUCAUUCCUCAGGUGAAUUUGUAUCGACUCUUAACGAAAUUCAACAGGCAAACCGAGAAGGAAUAAAAGGAAAACCAUUAAAGGAAAAUUUCAUGAAGAAGUGCGAAAUAAGUGUAAGAAUUGAGAUCGACACAUCGAUGAUUUUAGUACUGUAACGUUUUUGUAUUUGUUUUGUAGUUGUAUUUGUUUUUAUAACGUUUUUGUAUUAAUAUUGUGUUAAUAUUUCGUCUCUAUUUUGUUGCAUUUAACGGUAGUGAGUUUAUUGUAAGAAAAUAAAAAUAUCGUUGAAAGUGUUUUGUUUUAUAUAUUUUGAAAUCGC